Messenger RNA from Vidua chalybeata, 2160 nucleotides. RefSeq names its product dihydroorotate dehydrogenase (quinone) (gene DHODH). Gene Ontology annotation, molecular function: dihydroorotate dehydrogenase activity. The transcript is spliced from 9 exons. Gene Ontology annotation, cellular component: cytoplasm; mitochondrial inner membrane. Lineage: Eukaryota; Metazoa; Chordata; Aves; Passeriformes; Viduidae. The record is from RefSeq and is a predicted model, not a curated record. Bases 189 to 1901 code for a protein of 570 amino acids. Gene Ontology annotation, biological process: 'de novo' pyrimidine nucleobase biosynthetic process; pyrimidine ribonucleotide biosynthetic process.
CCGUCAGUCUGGGUAGCUGUAUGGGGAAGCUGUGCAUGAUGUUGUGGGCAUUGUUCCUGGCUGCCUCCAUGAUGGCUCCAUGCCUGCCAGCAAAGGCUUUCUCUUGGGGAGCCCUCACUGGCCUUCAUGGUGUUCUCACUGGAGUCUCUUUUCAGUUUGCAGAAGGGUAGUGAUGUCUGCCUGGGCCUAUGGGUGUGCGACUAGCCUCACAGAGGGCAGAGCUAGAGAGGCUCUGCUGCUGCCUCGGGGUUUUGAUGCGGCAGCUUUCCUCCCGGGUGCUGAGCGGCCAUGGCCCAUCGAGGUCUGGGGCUGGGCACGGAGGGAGGUCUGAUGAGAUACGCUGCAGCACCUUAUCUACCCUACCCGAGUCGCGGGCGAGGCAUCCCGGCACUGUAACGUACCUGUUGGUGACGCCGCAGCUGUGCCGUAGCUGUGUGUCUGUCCGUCCGUCCGUCCGUCCGUCCCUCCCUGUCGCUUCCCGCGGCUCGCGCCGCUGCCCCUCGUUCAAUAAAGCGCGGGCCGGGCUUCUCGUCGCCAUGUCUGCUGCGCCGCUAUUGGCUGGAAGGGUACGACCUCUGCCAAUCACAGAGGGGCCUCCGGAAGUGUCCUCGCGUCUUGGGCUGAGCAUGAUGGCGGCGCCGCUGCGCGGACGGCUCCGGGCGCUGGCGCUGGGAGGCUGCGGGCUGCUUCUGGGAUCGGCGCUGGCGGCAGGCGACGAGCGGCUUUACGCGGCGGCGGUGAUGCCCGCGCUCCGGGCGUUACCUCCUGAGGCCGCCCACGGCCUGGCUUUACGCGCCGCCGCCCUCGGGCUGCUGCCCUCCACCCGUCCCGACGGCCCCGCGCUGGAAGUGCGAGUCCUCGGGCAGCGAUUCCGCAACCCAUUGGGACUGGCUGCUGGCUUCGACAAACAGUGUGAGGCUGUGGACGGGCUGUACAAGAUGGGCUUUGGCUUUGUGGAAGUGGGGACUGUCACACCCAAGCCCCAGGAAGGGAACCCCAAGCCCAGGGUCUUCCGGCUGGCAGAGGACGAGGCGGUCAUCAACAGGUAUGGAUUCAACAGCCAUGGCCAUGUCGUGGUGGAGCGCAGGCUGCGAGCCCGCCAGGAGACACAGAUGAGGCUCACUGGUGGUGAGACAAAGCUUCUGGUCCUGGGACCUCCUUUUUCGGAUGCUCUGGCUGUUGGGUGGUGGUUGGUCCUGCUGCCCUGGUUCAACUGCGUCUGGGUUCCAGCUGGAAUGCCUCUUGGAGUCAACCUGGGCAAGAACAAGAGCUCUACUGAUGCUGCAGCUGACUAUGUGGCUGGGGUCCGGACACUGGGCCCUUUGGCUGACUACCUUGUUGUGAACGUGUCCAGCCCAAACACCCCAGGGCUGCGGGACCUGCAGGGCAAGUCUGAGCUGCGGGACCUGCUAAGCAAGGUGCUGGUGGAGAGGGACCUGCUGCCCUGCAAGCGUAAGCCAGCUGUGCUGGUGAAGAUUGCCCCUGACCUCACUGCACAGGACAAGCAGGACAUCGCCAGCGUUGUCUGUGAGCUAGGUGUGGAUGGGCUGAUAGUGAGCAACACCACUGUGAGCCGGCCCAGCAGCCUCCGGAGCAGGCAGCGCAUGGAGCCUGGGGGCCUCAGUGGGAAGCCCCUGCGGGAGCUCUCCACACAGACCAUCAAGGAGAUGUAUGCUCUCACUCAAGGCCGGGUGCCCAUUAUUGGCGUAGGUGGGGUGAGCAGUGGGCAGGAUGCCCUGGAGAAGAUCCGUGCUGGAGCCUCACUUGUGCAGCUGUAUACAGCACUCGUGUACCACGGGCCACCAGUGGUGGGGGCAGUGAAGCGGGAACUGGAGGAGCUGCUGAGGGAGCAGGGCUUCAAGAACGUCAUGGAGGCAGUUGGAGCAGAUCACCGCUGCUGACAUGCUGCAGAAUGAAGGUCUGGCUGGGAGGAGCCACGGCAGAGCAGGGAUGGGUGUGACAAUUCCAGUGCUGGGCAGACUGAGAUUGAGAUGAGGUCCUGGUUCCAUCCCCUGGGAAGGGUCCGAUGGGUGAAGCAGGGGCUGCACUGCUGGGCAGCAGGGGACAGGGCCUUCACAACAGUGCUGCUUUUUCAGGGCUGUGUUCUGGCUUCCCUGUGGACAGCAGAAGGGAGUGUCAAUAAACAUUUGUCUCACCUGA